AUGUCAACAGAUAGAAGUUUUGACAAUUUCCAGCCUGUGUCUCUGAAGCAAGAGGGAGAUGACGAGCCCUCUGAGACUGAUCACCUGUCCACAGAAGAGGGUGACCUAGGCAAGAACUCAGCAACAGGGCAGAUUUCAAGACAACCAAGUGUGACUGAAACAACAUUCUACCCCAAUCCUUACCACAGGUCUUACAUGUCACGGAAAUACUUUGUUACACGGCCAGGGGCCAUCGAGACUGCCAUGGAAGAUUUGAAAAGCCACAUAACAGAGACUUCCGGAGAGACCAUUCAAGGCUUCUGGCUCUUGACUGAGAUAAACCACUGGAACAAUGAAAAGGAGAGGAUUGUGCUGGUCACAGAUAAGACUCUCAUGAUUUGCAAAUAUGACUUCAUUAUGCUUAGCUGUGUGAAGCUGCAGAGGAUCCCCCUGAGUGCUGUCUGUCGCAUCUGCCUGGGCAAGUUUGCCUUCCCUGGGAUGUCACUGGAUAAGAGACAGGGAGAAGGCCUUCGAAUCUACUGGGGCAGUGUGGAGCAGCAAUCCCUGCUGUCCCGCUGGAACCCGUGGUCCACUGAAGUUCCUUAUGCUACUUUCACUGAGCACCCUAUGAAACAAAACAGUGAGAAGUUUCUAGAAAUUUGCAAGUUGUCUGGAUUUACAUCUAAACUUGUUCCAGCUAUCCAGAAUGCACAGAAGAAUUCCACAGGAUCUGGAAAAACAAAGGAACUUAUGGUGUUAACUAAACCCAUUGUGAUUGAGACAUACAUGGGGCUAAUGUCAUUCAUUGGAAAUCGCAACCAGCUUGGCUAUUCUCUUGCACGUGGAAGUAUUGGUUUUUGA
Messenger RNA from Orycteropus afer afer, 840 nucleotides. RefSeq names its product tumor protein p63 regulated 1 (gene TPRG1). NCBI's taxonomy places the organism in Eukaryota, Metazoa, Chordata, Mammalia, Tubulidentata, Orycteropodidae. Bases 1 to 840 code for a protein of 279 amino acids. The transcript is spliced from 5 exons. The record is from RefSeq and is a predicted model, not a curated record. Gene Ontology annotation, cellular component: cytoplasm.